Messenger RNA from Corythoichthys intestinalis (scribbled pipefish), 7186 nucleotides. RefSeq names its product UDP-glucose ceramide glucosyltransferase (gene ugcg). Gene Ontology annotation, biological process: glucosylceramide biosynthetic process. NCBI's taxonomy places the organism in Eukaryota, Metazoa, Chordata, Actinopteri, Syngnathiformes, Syngnathidae. Gene Ontology annotation, cellular component: membrane. The transcript is spliced from 9 exons. The coding region runs from base 653 to 1888 and encodes 411 amino acids. The record is from RefSeq and is a predicted model, not a curated record. Gene Ontology annotation, molecular function: ceramide glucosyltransferase activity.
CGUAUUCCGAGAACGAGCAGCAGUUUCGACGGGGUGGGCGUUUUCUUUUUUCUUGUCAUCUGACUCGGCUUUGUUCGGCUGCUUUCGGAUUACGAGAACGAGCGGCCAUUUCGUAGGUUGGGUGUUUUUUCCCCUUAUCAUCGGGCUCGGCUUUGUUCGUGUGCCUUCGUCCGUCUCCGGAUUCGGAGAACGAGCGGCAGUUUCGGAGGCGUUUUUGGUGCGCGAGGGAGUCAUUCUGACGAGGAGCGAGCGAAAGAGAGAUGCUUCCUCAUCACGCCCGCUGACCAGAAUCGGGAGCGGCGCCCCUCCCCUGCUUUCCCUUCCCCUCCGGUCACGUCACGUCAAGCGAAGAAGCCCCCGAAGCGGAACGGAGCGGAGCCCCGGCCCAGGCUCCCGCCCCCCGGUCAGCUGACCGUCGGCCGGUCUGCUGACUCUCAAGUGGCUGUUUUCCGUGGUGGGACUGCGGGCGGCCCGCCAGCUUUUCGGUGCUCGUCGUCGUCGCAACCAGUUGUCGAGGAGCGACCGGAUCGCUUCGAGUGUCGAGCGGAUCUCUCGGCUGGAUCUUCGGGCCUCCUCUCCCGGGACCCCUGCCGGCCGGCCGGCCGGCCACUUGGCCGGCGAGAGGGCCGCCGGGCAGGCGUAGCACAGCACCAUGGCCCUGGCGGAGAUCGCCAUGCAGGGCCUGGCCGUCUUCGGCUUGCUGCUCUUCGCGGUGCUGUGGCUCAUGCACUUCAUGUCCAUCAUUUACGUGCGCCUGCAUCUGCACAAGAAGAGGUCGGAGGUCAAGCAGCCGGCGGGCGUGUCUCUGCUCAAGCCGCUGAAGGGCGUGGACCCCAAUCUCGUCUCCAACCUGGAGACCUUCUUCACCAUGGACUACCCCAAGUAUGAGGUGCUGAUGUGCGUUCAGGACGCGGACGAUCCGGCCGUGGACGUCUGUAAGAAACUCUUGGCAAAAUAUCCCAACGUGGACGCUCGACUCUUUGUCGGUAAGCUCUCGCAAACGUGCGUCGGUUCUGUCGCGGCCUGCUCACGGCCGCCGUGUCCGGCAGGCGGCAAGAAAGUGGGCAUCAACCCCAAGAUCAACAACCUGAUGCCAGGUUAUGAGGGCGCUAAGUACGGCCUGGUGUGGAUCUGCGACAGCGGCAUCCGAGUGACGGCGGACACGCUGACGGAUAUGGCCGGUCGGAUGACUGAGAAGGUGGGCCUGGUGCACGGCCUGCCGUACGUGGCCGACCGGCAGGGCUUCGCCGCCACGCUGGAACAGGUCUACUUCGGGACCUCGCACCCGCGCUCGUACAUCUCGGCCAACGUGAUGGGCAUCAAGUGCGUGACGGGCAUGUCGUGCCUGAUGCGCAAGGACGUCCUGGACCAGGCGGGCGGCCUGGUGGCCUUCGCGCAGUACAUUGCCGAAGAUUACUUCAUGGCCAAAGCCAUCGCCGACAGAGGUUGGAAGUUCUCCAUGGCGACGCAGGUGGCCUUGCAAAAUUCGGGCUCCUACUCCAUCGGGCAGUUCCAGUCCCGCUUGAUCAGGUGGACCAAACUGCGCAUCAACAUGCUUCCGGGCACGGUGCUGGAGCCGGUGUCCGAGUGCUUCCUGGCCAGCCUCAUUAUCGGGUGGGCCGCGCAUUACGUCUUCAGGUGGGACAUGAUGGUGUUCUUCAUGUGUCACUGUUUGGCGUGGUUCAUCGCCGACUACAUCCAGCUGACCGGCGUUCAGGGCGGUCCUCCCAGCUUCUCCAAGCUGGACUUUGCGGUGGCCUGGUUCAUCCGCGAGUCUAUGGCGGUGCAGAUCUUCCUGUCGGCGCUGUGGGACCCCACCAUCAGCUGGCGGACUGGCCGCUACCGGCUCCGCUGCGGCGGCACCGCUGAGGAGAUCCUGGACGUAUAGAGCCGCUGUCUUUUUUUUCUUUUUUUUAAAAAAAAACGCUUAUUUAUCUUCAUUUUGGUGCCGAUGUAAGCCAAGAACGGUCCCCCAACGCAGUGUUACGAGCGUGACAGAACGCCGUCUUCUCAUCAGUGUUCCGUCGCGACAUUUCCUCCUCCAUUUUGCCGUUAGCUCUUAGCGUCGCCUCCCCGCCUUCGCUUGAUGACGUCGCCUGCCCGUGACGUCGGAUGAAGACCGUCGCGCGCCGUUUCGGCCCGGGCCGAAGACGCGACAAUAAAGUUGGAUCUUUUCAAAGGAGCUGGAUUGCGCAGGUUUCAUUUUUCCCAUGCCACGCGGCCUCGACCAAACAACCGUUUGCCACCGUUUCGAACGGAUCGGAUGUCCGUUGCCGUCGAUAGGGUGAGUGACUAUUUAAUAUAUUGACAUGACACGGGGCGCAGGGCCGGUUUUUCAAAAACUUAAAACAUUUUCAAAACCAAAGCUGCUACCGACCUAAAACCAAAAUAGGCACCUACCUUAGUGCCAUAUAUGAGUCUCCAUGAGCAGCGGCAUCAAAAAAUUCAAAGUCAUUCCCUUAUAAAAUCCCGAUUCUUUUUUUUUUGUAUAAGAAUGACAAAACUUAAAAUGGCUAUAAAAUUACCAGAUUUUACACUAAAUGCACAAAAAACACGAAAUGCAGAGAUAAUCACCUAUAUUUUCAGGAUCAAUAGCAAUAUUUAACAUUUACAUUUUUGACCAAAAUAAUUAUACACUCACCGACCACUUUAUUAGGUACACCAUGCUAGUAACGGGUUGGACCCCCUUUUGCCUUCAGAACUGCCUCAAUUCUUCGUGGCAUACAUUCAACAAGGUGCUGGAAGCAUUCCUCAAAGAGUUUGGUCCAUAUUGACAUGAUGGCAUCACACAGUUGGUGCAGAUUUGUCGGCUGCACAUCCAUGAUGAGAACCUCCCGUUCCACCACAUCCCAAAGAUGCUCUAUUGGCUUGAGAUCUGGUGAGUGUGGAGGCCAUUUGAGUACAGUGAACGCAUUGUCAUGUUCAAGAAACCAGUCUGAGAUGAUUCCAGCUUUAUGACAUGGCGCAUUAUCCUGCUGAAAGUAGCCAUCAGAAGUUGGGUACAUUGUGGUCAUAAAGGGAUGGACAUGGUCAGCAACAAUACUCAGGUAGGCUGUGGCGUUCCAACGAUGCUCAAUUGGUACCAAGGGGCCCAAAGAGUGCCAAUAAAAUAUUCCCCACACCAUUACACCACCAGCCUGAUCCGUUGAUACAAGGCAGGAUGGAUCCAUGCUUUCAUGUUGUUGACGCCAAAUUCUGACCCUACCAUCCGAAUGUCGCAGCAGAAAUCGAGACUCGUCAGACCAGGCGACGUUUUUCCAAUCUUCUACUGUCCAAUUUUGAUGAGCUUGUGCAAAUUGUAGCCUCAGUUUCCUGUUCUUAGCUGAAAGGAUUGGCACCCGGCGUGGUCUUCUGCUGAUGUAGCCCAUCUGCCUCAAAGUUUGACGUACUGUGCGUUCAGAGAUGCUCUUCUGCCUACAUUGGUUGUAACGGGUGGUUAUUUGAGUCACUGUUGCCUUUCUAUCAGCUCAAACCAGUCUGGCCAUUCUCCUCUGACCUCUGGCAUCAACAUGGCAAUUUCCGCCCACAGAACUGCCGCUCACUGGAUAUUUUUUCUUUUUCGGACCAUUCCCUGUAAACCCUAGAGAUGGUUGUGCGUGAAAAUCCCAGUAGAUUAGCAGAAAUACUCAGAUCAGCCCUUCUGGCACCCAACAACCAUGCCACGUUCAAAGUCACUCAAAUCACCUUUCUUCCCCAUACUGAUGCUCAGUUUGAACUUCAGGAGAUUCUUAAACCAUGUCCACAUGCCUAAAUGCACUGAGUUGCCGCCAUGUGAUUGGCUGAUUAGAAAUUAAGUGUUAACGAGCAGUUGGACAGGUGUACCUAAUAAAGUGGCUGGUGAGUGUUUAUGUAUAUGUAUAUAUAUGUGUGUGUGUGUGUAUAUGUGUAUAUAUGUGUGUGUGUAUAUGUAUGUAUGUGUAUAUAUAUAUAUAUAUAUAUAUAUAUGUGGAUGUGUAUAUAUGUGUGUAUAUAUAUAUAUAUAUACAGUAUAUUUACUGCAAGUUGUAAACAGAUAAGAAAUCACUCAAUUUUCACAUCAGAAACAAUGCUUGAGGAAAACAUGCAGAAUCAAUUAUAAAUAAUAGAAUGAAUAGAAUAUUAAAAAAUUCUACAUACAAUCACAAUGAUAAAAUAGAAUAGCCCCUUAUUGUCAUUAUACAGUUGUACAAUGAAAAUGUGGAGCAUCUCCCUUUACAGUGCAGGAUAAGUUAAAAUCUAAAACAGUGAGUUGCAAGUAUAAAGUAUGAAAUCUAAAUAAACAUAAAAUGCGUAUGAGAUGGUCCUGUAAUUCAGGAAGUGAAAAUAAUUGAUGUGGUUUUACCAGGAUUUGAGCCCCGUCUUUCAACAAUCACAUAGCCUUUUUCUAUGCCUUACGUUUUCUGGUCAGCUUCGACUUUUACAAGUCCCUUUCUGCUCUCCUCGACUCUGCUCCUUUUCCUGCCGGCCGGCCACUGUAAGGCCUUGUUCUUCUUCGCUUCUGAAGUCACAUCCUUGAAGAAGUUCACACCAAAACAGUUGAAGCGGGACCGCCAGGAACUCCAGCAGGUGCUCUUGUGCUUCUGCACAACAGGGAGUCCCACAGCGACAUUCCGAAGGACACCGUGUGGGCCAUGGGGAGAGAUGGCCGCUUGGCCUGUCUCCAGCUCUCCCUUGUCCUCUGGAACAUCUCCAGGAUGUCGGCCCUGUGUUCCUCCUUGCCCGUGGUCAUGGCAAGGAGCUUCAGCCCGGCGACCAUGUUGGGGGUUGAUAGAUUUUGAAGUCUAUGAAGUUGCGUUUCUUUAAAAUACUGUAGUAUUACUCAAGUAAAAGUAGUCAUCCCAAAAAUUGUACUCAAGUACAAGUAAAGUAUUUGGGGAGAAUAAUACACAAGUAAUGAGUAACAUUGUGACUGCCUAUGAUGUUUUAUUAUUUUUUUUAUAUAAACUCUUAUUGUGAAGACUAUAACCUAACCACUUUAAGCCAAAGAAAUAAAAAUAAAAAAUCCGGAGAGAAUGAAAUGAAGCAUCAUUUGUCGAAAGAGCAUGAGUGCCCUCUAGUGGAGAAAACAUUUUCUAUUACGAAAAUCAUCUUUUUCUGUGAUCAAUUGGUGCCAACUAAAAACUGGGAGAGAGGUUAAAAUCAGUGCUUGACAGCAGCGCUUCGUCACUUUUUUUUCCCCUCUCUAAAUGUUGCUUUACGGACGCCACGUGAUUGAAAUGGUCGGUGUGAUCAUCCAUUGUUGGGCUAUGUCAAAAAAAAAGUAAAAUCUAUUAGGUAGAAUAAAAUUGGAAAAAUGUAACGACUAGUGUAGCCCAAAGUAGCGGAGUAAGAGUUGCGUCUCUGCUUCACAAAUCUACUAAAAAGUAUUAAAAAGUAUGGCUUAAUAAAACUACUCAAGUACAUGUAACACGUUACGACCUACCUCUGGGUUUGGCCUACUUCAUACAUAUGGAUGUCAGCUUACAAUAUUAAAAUGAAUGAAAACUAUGCCCCCCCUCCCUCGAAAAGGAAAUGAUUGUACUUGACUCACUGCCUGCCAUUGACAAGGCUAGGUAUCCAAUUGAGACAAACGGGGGGGGACUGGCUUUGGAUACUGCCACAUAAAUUACAUAUAUGAAAAUAGCUCAUGUGAAACUUUGUACCUCAUCAUGUAUUGUCAUUUUCAGAAUAGGCCAUUUUUUCUUGCAAUGUACAGUUCUGCCAAAACCUUCAUUUUUAAUGGCUAAAAUGGCCCUAUUCGACCGCCAUUCAUUUUACCCUAAUUUUCGCACUAUAAGGCGCACCUGACUAUAAGACGCCACCCACCAAAUUUCGCAUGAGAACGGCAUUUGUUCAUCAAUAAACUGCACUGGACUAUAAGCCGCAGCUGUCCUGUAUGUAUGUCAUUAAGUAUGUAUUAUGGGAUAUUUACACGAAAAGGAUAUUAACCAGUAAUACUUUAUUUGACAUCGGCGUCAUACCAAUUACUUUGAACCAAUUGGUUGCAAAGCUUCAUUGCUUCAAGAAGCUUAAUUUGACCAUCACUGUCAGUCAACCUCUGCUGCCACCUGCUGUUGUCCAACAUGCCUCCAAGCAUGCAUUGCAGCGCUACAGAUGUAAAUAACAAUCAAAAUUCAUGUCCUGUGCUAAAAAAUUCUUCAGUUACUGUUCCAGUUGUUUCAUUAAUUGUUAGUUAUGGUAUUUGGUAACAAUUUAUUAGACAGUGGUGCCAUAAGACUGUCAUGAGCAUUUAUGAAUGCUUAUAACAGAUGUCAUUAAGUGGUAUACGGCAAAUUAUCUCACUUUUGAAUGGAUGUAAAAGAUCCAAGCUGGACAUAAAUGGAGUUGACAUAAUUUGCCAGAUGUCACUUCACAACAUAAGCAUUCAGUAAUGCCCAUGAUACUGUCAUAAGUAUGAAUGACGGUUUUAUGACAAUGUUAUGAUGGCCUUUUGUAAUAAAUUGUUACCUAUUAACCCAAAUAACUCUUCAAAUAAGCUGCAGAAUUCAAAAUGAAGGAAAAAAGUAGCGGCUUAUAGUCCGAAAAUUACGGUAACUGCACAAAAAAAACUUCCAUUCACGCCUAUCAUUUCCGAUUAAGAUCUCCAAAAAAUUAACAGGAAGUGACCCCAAAAUCAAUAAGUGACCCGAUAUACCAACCAACACUUCUCCAGAAAUGGCAUUUUCUAGUGACAUCAUGUAAGCAACAAAAUGGAAAGCCAGACACAUCGUUUUCAAUUGGAAUAUUUUCCAGCAGACAAUAAUUUAAUGUUACUUUUCUAUUUUGGUCAGAUAACAGCUUUGUACAAAUAACAAGGUGGCAUGCGUGCACACACACAGGAAGUGUCAUCAUCCAGGUUUGCCACCAAACUAAUCCUAUUAAUCGCUAUGUACAACUAUGCAGAUUCUUUUUUUUGUGUUCCGAAUGAUGAUACCUGCCCUUUGGAAGGGAUAUUUUCAGCGUUUUCUGCUUCCGGCGGACGACAAGUCGGGUGGCAAAAGUGGGGAAAAAGCAGUCUUCUAGGCGGCCCGGGCCCUUUGCAGCAGUAGCAGGCGGAAAAUUGUCCGGGCGGCGGCCAGCAGAGCGCCGUGCAGCGCAAACUGGGCAGUCAGCGCCCCGAAGCCGCGGUAGAAGCCGGCCGGGCCCUCCUUGCGCCGGAUGGUGCGGAAGCAGUCGGCGGUGCCGUCGUACUGCGUGUUGACGGGCAGGACCAGCGGGCCGUCGGCGC